AUGGACAGGGAUCUAGAAUGUGAAGCAAAUGCAAUUGUUGUUCUUGUAAAUAACUCAACUCUUAGUAUCAAAGCUCACAAUGAUGUUUCUCCAAAUAUGAAUCCCCCACUUCCGCCACCACCUCUCUUGUCUGCUGCAAUCAUUGCAUCGGCCUCUUCUGGACCUCAGUCUGCAGGUGUAAUACAAAGGCCUACGUCAGGAUCAAUUGACCAAAUGGCACAUUUACGACCACAAAGUCGUCCAAGUGUGUAUAUUGCUAUAUACCCUUACAGUCCUCGAAAAGAAGAUGAACUGGAACUGCGGAAGGGAGAAAUGUUCUUAGUGUUUGAACGCUGUCAAGAUGGCUGGUUCAAGGGAACUUCCAUGCAUACCAGCAAGAUUGGUGUUUUUCCUGGAAAUUAUGUGGCUCCAGUUACAAGGACAGUGACAAGUGCGUCACAAACAAAAGUUCCCAUGUCUACUGCUGGCCAAACGGGACGAGUGGUAACUAUGGUCAGCCCUUCCACGGCUAGUGGAACAUCCCAGAAGCUCCAGGGGAAUGGUGUGGCAGUGAACUCCAGCACAGUACCCACAGCUGUGGUUUCUGCAGCGCAUAUCCAAACUAGUCCACAAACCAAGGUUCUUAUGCACGUGACAGGACAAAUGACAGUCAACCAGGCUCGCAAUGCAGUUAGAACAGUUGCUGCACACAGUCAAGAAAGACCUACGGCAGCAGUCACACCCAUACAAGCACAGAGUCCAACAUGCCUUAUUCCUGCAGCUGUGAUCAUUCCCCACCACUCUGUUGCCUCCCAGCAGCUCCAGCCCCAGCUCCCAAAUACUGCUGCUUAUGUCACGGCUGUGAAUGUGAACCGUUCAACCAUCCCACUGGCAUGUGCAGCAGCUUCUUUGAAUUCUUCCAACAUUGCUGCUUCAUCUUUGGAGGGAGAUAUUAGUGGAAGAACUGUAAACACUCACCCUGGAGCUCCUGCAUCUCCAGAGAGUGCUUUAGCAGCUGGUGGAAAUGCUGCUGUCAGUAAAGUAGACAAGGAUGGCAAGAAAGAAAAAAAAGGUUUGCUGAAACUGCUUUCUGGAGCAUCCACGAAACGCAAGCCCCGAUUGUCACCUCCAGCAUCACCAACACUGGAGGCUGAGCAAGCAGCCGCAGAAUUAGCCCUGCAAGGUGCAGUUGGGCCAGAGCUUCCAUCAGCAGGUGGUCACAGCAAAGCUGGAUCCUGUCCCACUGACAGCGAGGUCUCUGGGCUGGCACAGGAGACGCUGCAUUGGAAAACAAGUUCCUUGGAUUCCUCUAUUCCAAUAGUGCCGCCGCCUCGGCAGCCCUGCUCAUCCCUGGGUCCAGUCCUGAAUGAAUCCAGGCCUCUUGUCUGUGAAAGGUAA
Messenger RNA from Balearica regulorum gibbericeps (East African grey crowned-crane), 1377 nucleotides. The record is from RefSeq and is a predicted model, not a curated record. NCBI's taxonomy places the organism in Eukaryota, Metazoa, Chordata, Aves, Gruiformes, Gruidae.